CUGCUCUCCCACCACCUCAAGAGCCGACCCAGGUGUGGCCAUAGCCAUACCAUACCAUCUCUUGCAUUCGCGUACCGUGCAAGCCCGAACGCCAGCCCAGAGUGCAGACAUGGCCCGCCUGCCACGCCUCCCCAGCAUAACACCCACGACUGCCGCCCUGGCUGCAACGGCAGCAGUAUAUCUCAACGGCCGAUACCAGAUCACACAAGACCUGUGGACCAUCAUCACCGCUUUGAAACACGCCGCCUAUCUGAGCAGACUCGAGAAGCAAGACAAGAUCAAUGUCUUCUAUCGAUUCGAAGCGCUCGCCAAAGAUCCAAAGCAAGCCAACAAACUUUUCCUGAUUGUGCCUAAGGACGAGAGCAAUGCGAGCGCCCAGACGGAAUGGACAUAUGGCCAAGCAUAUGAGCUCACCCUCCAAUAUGCGCGAUGGCUGAAAGAAGACAUGCACAUCAAUAAAAACGAGAUCAUCGCGAUGGAUUUCAAGAAUAAGCCCCAGUUCAUCUGGCUGUGGUUCGCUCUCUGGUCAAUUGGCGCCAUUCCUGCUUUCAUAAACAGCAAUCUUCAGGACAACGCCUUUGUACAUUGUGUGAAGCUGUCUACCACAAGAUUGCUGAUCCUUGAUCCCGGCCUGUCACAAUAUCUCACCGAAGAAGCUCAAGCUCAAUUCAGCCCAGACGAGAAAGGACGUGCCAUCGACACUGUCAUUCUAACUUCAGACAUUGAAGCUCACAUACACAGCUUGCAGCCUUACAGAGCACCGGACGCAGACCGAUCCGGCGCCACAGCAGCAGCAACAAGUCUUCUCAUCUAUACCUCGGGAACCACUGGUCUACCAAAGGCCGCAAAUGUCGCUUGGGGAAAGCCUCUUUCAGGAGUCAAUUUCUUCCCCAAGGCUCUUGCAUUGACGCCGGAUGACCGCUACUACACUGCAAUGCCAUUAUACCACUCUUCUGGAUCGUUGCUUUGCGUGUGUCAAGCAUUUGGACCCGGCUGCGCCAUCGUUCUUGCGCCCAAGUUCUCCCCUCGAACACAAAUGAAGCAGGUCACCGAAACCAAGGCCACCGUCUUACAAUAUAUUGGCGAGAUGUGCCGCUACCUUGUCACAAGUCCACCAACGCCGUACGAUCGUGCCCACAACCUUCGACUGGCAUUUGGCAACGGAAUGCGUCCAGAUGUGUGGCAGAAGUUCAAGGAUCGCUUCAACAUCGGAACGAUUGUGGAGUUCUAUGGCGCCACAGAAGGUCCUGGCGCAUCGCUUGUAUACAGCAGCAACGGCUUCCUCCGUGGAGCGAUUGGCAAGACUGGCCCCAUCACUCGCACCCUUUUCGGAGGCAAUUCCGUCUUGCUGAAGCAUGACCAUGUAACAGAUGAGCCUUGGAGAAAUGUCAACACCGGAUUCUGCGAGAAAGUCAAGACCAACCAGCCUGGAGAGCUGUGCUACCGGUUAGACCCUGAGAACAUCCAGGAAAAAUUCCAAGGCUAUUACGGAAACGACAAGGCUUCGGGGAGCAAAAUCAUUCGAAACGUCUUCAAGAAGGGCGAUGCAUACUAUAGAUCUGGUGACUUGCAGCGAAUAGACGCUGAUGGGCGAUGGUGGUUCGUUGACCGCAUUGGCGACACGUUCCGAUGGAAGGGAGAGAAUGUGAGCACAGCUGAAGUUUCAGAAGCACUCGGUACGCAUUCUGCAUUGUCAGAAGCGAACGUGUACGGAGUGCAGCUACCCAACCACGACGGAAGAGCAGGCUGUGCCGCUAUAGGUCUCGCCGAAGGUCAAAAGAUGGACGAGAAUUUGGGUAAAGAGCUCGCAACGCACGUGCGGAAGCGACUGCCGCGUUAUGCCGUGCCGAUAUUUCUUCGACUUGCAAAGGAAUUCGAAACGACUGGAACCAUGAAACACCAGAAGGUCGCUUUGAGGAAUGAAGGUGUCGACCCGGAGAAGACUGGCGAUGACGAAUUGUUCUGGUUGCCUCCUGGCUCGGACGGAUUUAAGAAGUUCGAGAAGCGAGACUGGGAGAAGAUCACUGGUGGCAGUGCUAAGCUUUGAGAUAAACACAACACCGACAGCAUUUCCUACACACUAGUUUUGCCUGAUGCAUAUAUCAACGGCAUUGCUACGACCUCUGUGGAAGGUCCUUUUUCCUUGGACUUCGACAUGGAUAUAUUACGACACGACGAACCCCAAAGAAGGCUGAUUAGCUAGCAAUUCAGUUCGUGUUGAUUAGC
This is a messenger RNA of Pseudocercospora fijiensis CIRAD86, 2226 nucleotides long. RefSeq lists its product as uncharacterized. Gene Ontology annotation, molecular function: long-chain fatty acid-CoA ligase activity; long-chain fatty acid transmembrane transporter activity. NCBI's taxonomy places the organism in Eukaryota, Fungi, Ascomycota, Dothideomycetes, Mycosphaerellales, Mycosphaerellaceae. The record is from RefSeq and is a predicted model, not a curated record. The coding region runs from base 110 to 2047 and encodes 645 amino acids. The transcript has 2 exons.